Molecule: messenger RNA, 2026 nt
Organism: Mercurialis annua (annual mercury)
Lineage: Eukaryota; Viridiplantae; Streptophyta; Magnoliopsida; Malpighiales; Euphorbiaceae
Product: protein PLASTID TRANSCRIPTIONALLY ACTIVE 12, chloroplastic
Exons: 10
Coding region: 237-1859 (540 amino acids)
Biological process (GO): positive regulation of red or far-red light signaling pathway; plastid transcription; positive regulation of DNA-templated transcription
Cellular component (GO): nucleus; chloroplast
Source: RefSeq, a predicted model, not a curated record
CAUUUUCAAAAACACUUACAACUCUCCCUUGUUCCACUUCACUUACCUUAGCUUAAACCUUGGCUAAAAACCCAAACUUUUCAACUCCAAAAUGGUUUCUUUCUUAUCUAAAUCCUUCCAAUUUUGUAUUUUCUUUAAUAUUUCAUAUUAAAGAGUUAAUUUUCAUAUCAUAACACCAAUACCCACCAAGUAAAUUAGUGUUCUUUUUUAUGAUCUGUGCAGCUAGUUUAGUUUAAAUGGCAUCUUUAUCAAGAACUUGGCUUUAUCAAGAUAGGGGACUGAGAUGUUCACUUUAUCCUGAUAGAUUGGUCAGUGGCAGGUCAAGUUUCAAUCAUUUGCAGACACCGUUUGUAGGUUCAUUCGCAGCUGGAAUAUUGCAAGUUCAAUUCAGCUCUAAACCAAUUCUCAAGGAUAUAUUGGUUCCUUGUAUAAAGUGUGAGAAGAAAGAUGAUGAUUACACUGAGCAUGUGUCUGUUGAGCGUCCUCCCUACCAUAGUUAUAUGGACCCCUCAUCUGGGAGACUUGAACCGGCUUCUGGUGCUCGUGCUAGUAUUCCGGGACAAGAUUACUGGCCAGAAGGCACUGCAGACCGAGUUAGGAUUGCUAGAGCUCCUGAACCAACAGGUGUAUCGUCAGGAUCUCCUUCUUAUGGUGAAAAGCCUGGGAGUAGGAGGAAGAAGAAUAGAGCAUCAGCUGCUGCUUCUGAAUCUUCUACAGUAGCCAUAGAAGCUCCAGAGGAACCUGAAACUAUUGAGGAGAUGAUGGAAGAACCUAAAGAUGCCUCAUCUGAUUAUGUAGUUUAUCAGACAGAACCUGAACAAGAGCCUGAGGAUGAGUACGAAUUAAACAAGAAAUUGGGACUCCCUCAUGCCUUUAUCAAUCCAAAAGUGAAGAAGCCAAUAGAGGGGACACUUACAGAUGAAGAAUUAUGGUGGAAUUGGAGAAAGCCAGAGAAGGAACAAUGGUCCAGAUGGCAAAGGAGGAAGCCUGACGUUGAAACGGUUUUCCUCAAAGCUAUGGCCGAAACUGGACAAGUUAAGCUUCAUGGUGAGGAACCAACACUGACCGAGAGUGCUCUUUAUAGAGCUAGAAAGCAUCUUUUUAAAGAGGAAAGACUUCAAGCUGAACAUGAGAGACGGGAAAGAAUAGGUCCUAUUGCAUAUUACUCGGAAUGGGUAAAAGCAUGGAAGAGAGACACUUCACGUAAAGCUAUACAGAAGCAUUUUGAAGAGACUGGUGAAGAUGAAAAUGCCCAACUAAUUGAAAUGUUCAGCCAUCAAACUGAUCGAGAAUAUCGCAUAAUGAUGGGAACAGAUAUUCGAAUUAAAAGAGAUCCUUUAGCAAUGCGAAUGCGAGAGGACCUGAUAAAGCAAAUUUGGGGUGGAGAUCCAGUCUACCCGACAAUCAACUACAUUCAAGAUCCAGAUGAAGUAAUUGAUUAUAGGGGUCCUGAUUUUCAUGAACCUACACCAAAUAUGUUGGAUUUUCUGAAAGAGCAUGGAAAACUUACACCUAGGGAAGAGUUCGAGAAACAAAUGGCCAAAGAGAAGACUGAACAAAUCGAGAUGACUGACACGGAUGAUGCAAUGGCACAAGCUGUCGAUAUUGGUGAAAAUGAUGAUGAAAGCGAUGAUAGUGAUGUUGACGAAGACGAGGAAGAAAAAGAAGAAGACGGGGAGGAUGAGGACGAAGAGGAGGACGAACAAAUUACACGCAAUUGGAGUGUUCUAAAGACUAAUCCGCACCUUCGCAAAUCAAAGCCAAAGCCUAAAAAGGAGGGCAUCAUGACUAUUGAAGAGGCAUUAGAGGACUCAGAAAACUUGACUGAUUUUCUUCUGGAUUUUGAAGAAGGGGAGUGAUUGCUUCAUUAUUUGCAGUUUACAGUAAAUUUUGGCCCACAAGUGUCACAGGCUUUACAGCUAACUAUUAAAGUUGAUUAGAACUAUGAAAGGUUAGAUUAGGGUAGUUCAUGAUUGUACUUACCAAAAUAAGUGGAUUAAAUCUAUUCUUAGUUGCUUAGUGAUAA